This is a messenger RNA of Aspergillus sclerotioniger CBS 115572, 675 nucleotides long. RefSeq lists its product as uncharacterized. Bases 1 to 675 code for a protein of 224 amino acids. The transcript has 4 exons. NCBI's taxonomy places the organism in Eukaryota, Fungi, Ascomycota, Eurotiomycetes, Eurotiales, Aspergillaceae. The record is from RefSeq and is a predicted model, not a curated record.
AUGCGGGUUUGGGCUAAGCCAAUCGAGUUAACCAACACAGCAACAAGAGGGGCUGUAAAAGCCGACCCGCUGGAGAAAGUUCGGAUGGGAGUCGACAAGAAGAGCGGAGAGGUCCAGUUUGUCGUUAUUCGUUUGCCUCAAUGUUUCCUGGAAAAUGACUACUUGGCAAGAGAUUAUGAUAUCAUGAGGAAGAAGGAUCCUGCAGCUCGGCCCGGUCCCGUGAGAAAGCAAAGGGGCAAUGGCUCCGAUCGGCCUAAGGACCACGCACCUCGCCGUAGACGGUAUGACGAUUGCAAAGAUCCUAAGAGAAUGAAAAGGAACAGGGCAAAGGGUACGAAGCUCCGUAAGCGGAACUGCUUUCCACCGGCACACACGCACAGAAAGGGAGUUAAAAAUCUGUUGUCGGAACCCAAAUCCACCCAGUUGGCCAAGUGGGGGGAGCCGCCACUCCCUGCAGCCAAGAUCAGCCAACGAGGGGGCUCGGUGGUCUCCGGCACCAGAGCCCCAUUGGGCGUCCACAGAGCACACUAUCUGACUGCCGGCCUCGACGUGUUGGUUGUUGAGCCCUCUACCUUAAUUUCCCAGCCGGAUAGACCCUCUGAUGACGAUAUCAGGCUGGCGAAAGCGAAUCGGAUCCGUGAGAUCUGGCUGCGUCUGCACCACCAUGUCGGUUGA